CCCUCCUGCGAGUCCUUACCUAGUGGAAUGAUACACAGACCAAGUUUUCUGAGACAGGAAGUGAGGAAUGUUUUCACUAUGACUGAGUUGGAGGGGAACCUGGCAUGCCCUUCCCGACCCACGGGACGCAAUGAGACCCUUGUGAAGGAGGACCGGUGAGAGAUGUCUUCCGGGGGAGAACCCGAACUGUUUGCGUUGUGUAGCUGAGGAUGCGUGACCUCAGAACCUCUUCAGCUGGAUCACUGCAACAGGUAGUACUUUGGUGGAUGAUCCCUUCACCUGGACCUUGGAGAAUCAGAUGCUUUUUAAUGGCUGCAGACGCUGCUGGGUGAGCAGCCUGAGACUUUACAACUCUCAACUCUUCAGGAGACCCAACAUUCUCUCUCCAUUACCUUCCACUGGGUCAGUGGUGUUGCUUUUUCCUCACUGCCCCCUUACAAUAGAAGGGGAGAUAAGAUGCCACUUCCAUUUGGGUUGAAACUGAAACGUACUCGUCGAUACACAGUGUCCAGCAAGAGCUGUCUGGUUGCCCGAAUCCAACUGCUAGACAAUGAGUUUGUGGAGUUCACACUUUCUGUGGAGAGCACUGGUCAGGAAAGCCUGGAAGCUGUAGCCCAAAGACUAGAGCUUCGUGAGAUUACUUACUUCAGCCUGUGGUACUACAACAAGCAAAAUCAGCGCCGGUGGGUAGAUUUGGACAAGCCUUUGAAAAAGCAGUUAGACAAGUAUGCAUUGGAACCAACUGUCUAUUUCGGGGUGGUGUUUUAUGUGCCUAUGGUUUCCCAGCUUCAACAGGAAAUUACCAGGUAUCAGUAUUAUCUGCAACUGAAGAAAGAUAUAUUGGAAGGAAAUAUUCCUUGCACAUUAGAACAGGCAAUUCAGCUUGCAGGUUUAGCUGUACAAGCUGAUUUUGGUGAUUUUGAUCAGUAUGAAUCCCAGGACUUUCUGCAAAGAUUUGCCUUGUUUCCUGUGGGAUGGUUACAGGAUGAAAAAGUAUUGGAAGAAGCAACGCAAAAAGUGGCCUUACUACACCAGAAAUACAGAGGGCUUACCCCACCUGAUGCUGAAAUGCUAUAUAUGCAAGAGGUAGAGAGGAUGGAUGGUUAUGGGGAAGAGAGCUAUCCUGCUAAGGAUAGCCAGGGAAGUGACAUCUGUAUUGGAGCCUGUCUCGAUGGCAUCUUUGUGAAACACAAAAAUGGAAGGCCUCCUGUUAUAUUUAGGUGGCAUGACAUUGCUAAUAUGUCACACAAUAAGUCCUUUUUUGCAUUAGAACUGGCAAAUAAAGAGGAGACCAUCCAAUUUCAAACUGAAGACAUGGAAACUGCAAAAUAUGUAUGGAGGCUGUGUGUUGCUAGACACAAGUUUUACAGACUAAACAAAUGCAACCUGCAAACUCAGACUCUUACAGUGAAUCCUGUUAGGAGGAGGUCUUCAUCAAGGAUGUCUCUGCCUAAACCUCAGCCGUAUGUGAUGCCUCCACCACCUCAGUUACAUUACAAUGGACAUUAUACAGAACCAUAUACUUCUUCCCAAGAUAACCUCUUUGUGAACAACCAGAAUGGAUAUUAUUGCCAUUCUCAGACAAGUCUAGAUAGAGCGCUUGACUACAAUGGAAGAAUCCGUAAUGGGAGUGUCUACAGUGCCCACAGCACGAACUCUUUAAAUAACCCACAGCCCUUCUUGCAACCCUCACCAAUGUCCUCUAACCCAAGCAUUACUGGAAGUGACGUUAUGAGACCUGACUAUGUUCCAUCACAUAGACAUAGUACUCUGAUACCUCCAUCUUAUCGCCCCACCCCAGAUUAUGAAACGGUGAUGAGGCAGCUUAAUAGAGGAGUGAGCCAUGCUGACAGGCAGAGCCACUCACUGAGAAAUCUCAAUAUUGGCAAUUCUUAUGCUUACAGUAGGCCCGAUGCUUUGGUCUACAGUCAGCCUGAAAUCAGAGAACGUACUCAGUUUACUUCUCCACAGUCAGUGCAUUAUCCAUUCAAUCUAAAUUACAGCUUUCAUAGCCAGUCUCCUUACCCCUACCCUGCCGAGAGGCGACCUGUUGUUGGAGCCGUGAGCGUUCCCGAGUUGACUAACGUACAACUUCAGGCUCAGGAUUAUCCAGCUCCCAACAUCAUGAAAACACAGGUUUAUCGACCACCCCCACCUUAUCCAUAUCCACGACCUGCUAAUAGCACCCCAGACUUAUCCCGGCAUCUAUACAUCAGCAGUAGCAACCCAGAUCUCAUCACAAGGCGAGUCCACCAUUCAGUGCAGACGUUCCAAGAAGACAGUCUCCCAGUUGCCCAUUCUCUGCAGGAGGUCAGUGAACCCUUGACUUCAGCCCGACAUGCUCAGUUACAGAAGAGGAACAGCAUCGAGAUAGCUGGAUUGACCCAUAGUUUUGAAGGAAUAAGGCUUAAAGAGAGAACUAUGUCUGCCUCUGCAGCUGAUGUGGCAGUGCCCCGGGUCAUAGCAGCUAGCUCUCAGCCGAAUGUUUUCAUAGAAAGGACAAAACAAGAAGAAAAUGAAGAGCAGGAAAAUGUGAGAUACGGUCAUAAGAAAUCUCUUUCAGAUGCCACCAUGCUGAUUCAUAGCAGUGAAGAAGAAGAAGAAGAAGAAGAUUUCGAUGAAGAAAGUAAAGUACUCUCUCCUCUUCCUGAUGAGACCACACAGCGUUCCUCGGGGAUAGGUGGCUACUCUAAAGAGUCUUUGCUUGGUUACCCGUAUGGUUCUGUUACCACUGGGCCCAACCCUUUGCAUAUUCUUGAGCCAAAGUCACAUAUCCUAGAGACUGAGAAGCCAGUAAGAGCCAUCAGUCCAGUUCAUGUGAUAGUUGAUGCCCAGAUACCUAGAAGAGAAGGGUUAUUGACUCCAUCGAUGUCAGAGUCGGACCUCACAACAUCAGGACAUUAUAGAAUGAAAAGGGAUUCUCUUAAAAAGAGACCUGUGUUGGACAUUCUUUCAGGAAAGAAGAAUGUUGUUGAAGGUCUUCCUCCAUUAGGGGGAAUGAAAAAGAGUCGAGCAGAUGCAAAAAAAUGUGGUCCUCUUAAACUGGCUGCUUUAAAUGGAUUGUCCUUAUCUAGAAUGCCCUUGCCUGAUGAAGGAAAGGAAGUACCUACCAGAGCAACCAAUGAUGAGAGGUGUAAAAUUCUGGAACAGCGGUUAGAACAGGGAAUGGUAUUCACAGAAUAUGAACGCAUACUGAAAAAGCGGCGGAUAGAUGGGGAAUGUGCAAUAGCACGACUCCCUGACAAUGCGGAGAGAAACAGAUUCCAAGAUGUGCUCCCCUAUGAUGAUACCAGAGUAGAACUGGUUCCAACCAAAGAAAACAAUACUGGUUAUAUCAAUGCAUCACAUAUUAAGGUCUCUGUUGGUGGCAUCGAAUGGGAUUAUAUUGCCACCCAAGGACCUUUGCAAAAUACAUGUCAGGAUUUUUGGCAGAUGGUAUGGGAACAAGGGAUUGCUAUCAUAGCAAUGGCGACAGCAGAAGAAGAGGGUGGACGAGAGAAGAGCUUCAGGUAUUGGCCACGGCUUGGUUCAAGGCACAACACUGUGACAUAUGGAAGAUUUAAGAUCACAACACGAUUCCGCACUGACUCUGGUUGCUAUGCCACAACUGGCUUGAAGAUCAAACAUCUUCUUACUGGGCAAGAAAGAACAAUUUGGCAUCUUCAGUAUACUGAUUGGCCUGAGCAUGGUUGUCCAGAGGAUUUAAAGGGAUUUUUGUCCUACCUGGAGGAGAUCCAGUCGGUGCGUCGCCAUACGAACAGCACAGCUGAACCUCAAGGCCCCAAUGCUCCUCUGCUGGUCCACUGCAGUGCCGGUGUAGGAAGAACUGGAGUGGUCAUUUUGUCAGAGAUCAUGAUCGCCUGUUUGGAGCACAAUGAGAUGCUGGACAUCCCACGAGUGCUGGACAUGCUGAGGCAACAAAGAAUGAUGAUGGUGCAGACUCUCUGUCAGUAUACUUUUGUCUAUGGAGUUCUUAUCCAGUUCCUGAGAAACUCAAGGCUUAUAUAACCUCCACCUGUUUCUCCCGGGACCCAAUUACCUAUAAAGAGUUUACAAGGAAAAAAAAAGUGGGUUUAUCAAGGCAAACCCAUUUGUUCUUGGGCUUCCAACCCCUCUCCCCCAUUCUUCUUAUACAAGGUGUAGGGUGCUAACGUCAACUUAUGGUGGUGCAUUGCAUCAAGCCUUGGAAGUCACAAGGCCAAAGAGGUGGAUUUCUGCUUGGGGGAAGUGCUAGAGAAUUGGGGCCUUAGUUGGAGUAACUAAGCUCAGCUCCUGUCAGUGCUGAUUUGCGGUACUUGCACACAUUCUUGAAGUUGUGUUUUCUAGAUAAAAUAAUUCUCUACCUUACUGAAACUAUGCUGGGAAGUUCUGGCAAUCAUAAAGGCAAUGUAUAGAUUUCUAUUUCAAAACUGCUUUUUGAUAAGAGAAUUUUAUUUUGUGACUAAAAUAUCUAGGGGUUUCUUUAGUAAGAAGCCUGGCUUUCCAUGGGACUUGUCCACAAUUACAACUGGUUUCUGGACACAUCAAGUUUAUAUAUUUUUUUAAAAUGUUACUAUCUUUUCUGUUUAUAAUUUUCUUUUUGUUUGUUUUUUAUUCUUGGUAACCUAGGGCUUAACUAUCAAACUAUAAACUACAAAAAGACUUUUAAAUGGUCUCAUUUAGGAGAUAGGAAACUUCUUUUAAUUCAGAAAAUUAAUUUUUAAUUUUUCCAAGUUACAAUUGAAAAUGAAAAGAUUCUUAAAUUAUUUUCAGGGUUUAUUAAAGAAAAAGUUGGAAUGGUCACUUAAUAUGUUUUAAGUAACAGAGUCAGCAGCAUUUGAUAUAUUUUCAGUAUUAUUCAUAACUUUAGAUGACCCUUUGAUUUUACUGGUUGAAAUUUUAGUGGAUGAAUAAGAUGGUUUUAAAGCACUUUUAAAAAAAUUAAAAAUAAUACAUUUCAAUUUCUAUUGUUUUAUAAGUUGAAAUGUUAACAACAGUAAUGAGGAUGAUGUUUUGAAACAAAUGUUUUAUAGUUUGAAUGUAAGAAAUAAGGAUUUUGAGUAUGUAGUAUAUAUAAGAUGUGAGGAAGUGCAACAUGGUUGUGAACAUUGGAAACUUUUAAUAUGUUGUUACAAAGAUAAGAUACAGUAUUACUAAUUUUGUUCUCCUAUAUUUACACUACUCCUGAGAGUAUUGGGGGUGAGGGGAAAUGGUUGAAAGAUUGACAGGAGGCAGGGUCUUCCCUAGGGGGAUUCAGGUCAUGGGAUAAAUCAUAUCAUGUUCUUUGUCUCCCCUUCCUGUCCAGCUUUUUAUACAGGUGAAAUCGUUGUGUUAUGUACAUCAAGAGCAGUCACAAAAGGGCAUCUUGGAGGAUGAGUGAAAUGGCAUAAGGGGAAAAGGUGGUUCCAUGCUUUAUGUUAAGGCUAGAGGGAGGAUUAUGGACUAGUUGUAUGUAUAUGAAACGCCACAUCUUUUAUAUAUAUGUGUGUAUAUACACACACACACACACACACACACACACACAUAUCUAUCUAUCUAUCUAUCUAUCUAUCUAUCUAUAUAUAUAUAUACUCAUUGCUAUAUCCUUCUCCCAACUUCCAUUCCAAAGUUGUCUCCCUAUGGCACCAACAUCCUAUCAAUUCUCUUCUAAGGCCAUCACCAUGCUUUGGUCAUUAGUGAGUGGCUUUGAAUUCCAAGGUAAAUCAGAGAUGUGGCUUAAUUAAUCACUAAUCAAUAAGUGUGUGUCGUUGUCAAUCAUGGUAGAGGAUUUACUUGAGGCAGUUUCAUGGUGAUUUAUUUGCCAGUCUAAAUUUGACUUACAAGAGACCACUUAAGUAGCAAAAGCACAAUUUAGAAGCUAUGAAUCAAAACAGUUUGGAAGCAGGAACAUAUUAUUGAUUUCAACAUCAGUUUUUUAAAAAUUCUGUUUAAAGCACAACAGACCCAAUGAUUAUGUUCAGUGAUAAUUAGCUGCUUGAAAGAAUGGAAUUAUAAUAAUAUUAAUAAUGGCUAACCUUUAUAUAGUGCUAUAAUGGUUACAAACAAGACACUUCACAUAUUAUCUCUCAUGGCAAUUUUUCCUUUCUCUACAUAUGUUUGAAUUGUUGUGUUGAGUGAGUUUACUUGUACAUCUUUUCAGUGGUGGUGCUAUCUUCCCUACUACCCUUCUCCUUCCAGUUGGAAUCAGAUUUAAAGCUUUUUGGAAGGAGUGUCCUAUUGAUAAGAUAUUACACUAUGAAAACUGAAUUUAAGGGUAAUGCAUAAGAUGUCCUUUUCUUAUUUUAAUAAAUUGAUUACUAAUGGAUAAAUUAAGAAAUUAAAAUGGCAUAUUUUAGCUUUAAUAAUUUACCUAAAAUGUUGCACUUAGAACCCAUGUAAUGCUUUCUGUGCCCUUUGAGUAUUUGAACAUUUUGUGGUAGUUGUAAAAAGAGGUUAGUGGAAAAUAACUAUACUAUGUAUUCUCCAAAUUUGUCUUCCAAACAAUAAUGCGAUUUCAUAGAGGAUAUAGCAAAAAUACAGAGGUCUGUAACCUUGCCAUGAUGGUUAACUAGCAAUUGAUUGUAUUACAGCCUGUCAAAAAUACAUAAGGUUUAAAUUUUUUGGUUAUUUUUAGGUUCUAAGUAAAAGAUUUAUAGCAAGUUUAUAUCAAAUUAUAUACUUUUACAAAAAUAGGUUAACAUGCAGUAUUUAACAAUGACCAAUUAUUGUCACUGAUGACAUUACCCCUCUUUUUUUCCUGAUUAGGGGUACUUUUGAAGAAAUAUUCUAGAGCAUAGUUUUAAGCAGAGAAAUGAACGUCUUAUUUUAGAAUAUCAUACAGAUAUUUAUGGAAAAAUUGAUGAUAUUCUUCUGGAACAUCUACUGUGAAGCAUGAAAGUGAGCCCUAGAAUUUAGUUCUAAGUUCUUAGAACGUUUUGAUAGGAAUAAAUAAGGAAAUCUGCUAGUACAAACUUCAGAAAGCAAAGAACACAUUGUGCAGUACCCUUCCUGUCCCUGCUAAAUUAUAGGGCAAUGGGACUUAGAGAUUUUCAACUGUGUAUUUCUUUUUAUUUGAGUUUAAAACUGGCCAAGUUUUCUUUCAGCCUUUUAUAACUAUAAGUCAUAGAUUGAAGUGGGUUUAGUGUUUAUACCUUUAAGAAAAUGUAUACGAAGUUGUAUUUUGAUUAACUUAUUAAAAGCAGGCUUCAUUUGGGACAAUUUGCAACAAAGAACAGAGCUCAGUUAUUUUCUUUUGCACAAAUCUUUUUUUAAAGCUUAAUUUAGGGAAAGAUGUUUAUUGGAAAUAUAAAUUAGUUUGAGGAUUUAAUAUAAAUUAAAAAUUAAAAAUGAUUUUUGAAAUAAAAACUUUAAAAAGGUCAAGUUACAAGGAGUAAUUUGUAGGGGAAAAAGUUACUCAGAUGAGAAAUAUGAUAGUUUAGAUUGCAAUGGGUAUUCAUUAAGGCAUAUAGCUUUCAUUAACUAUUAUAAGAAUAUUAGGAAGGUUGGGCAUUUCUAGAUUUAAAAAAUAUAUAUAUAGUGAUUUCAAAAAUUCAGUUGAAGGGAUUUCCACAUUGCUGAUAAGAUUAAAUUAAAGUGCUGGAAAAUUUUAGAAGUGUAGUGUAUUACGUACAUAAGCAAAUGUUUAAGAUGAUGGCUUAUUCUUCAAGACAAUUAAAAUAAUGUUCCAUUCUUAAAAGUCCAGAGAAACUUCUUAAAGUAUCCCAUAACUUUGGUGGGCUGUUAGGUAUUCUACUACUUAAUAAGAAACAAAUAGUGACCUUAGUUGCUUUUUUGGGGGGGGCAGUGGGGGUUGUGACUUGCCCAGGGUCACACAGCUAGUAAGUAUUAGGUGUCUGAGG
This is a messenger RNA of Vombatus ursinus (common wombat), 7817 nucleotides long. It is a transcript of the gene PTPN21, whose product is annotated as protein tyrosine phosphatase, non-receptor type 21. Bases 457 to 4008 code for a protein of 1183 amino acids. The record is from RefSeq and is a predicted model, not a curated record. Lineage: Eukaryota; Metazoa; Chordata; Mammalia; Diprotodontia; Vombatidae. Gene Ontology annotation, cellular component: cytoskeleton. The transcript is spliced from 19 exons. Gene Ontology annotation, molecular function: protein tyrosine phosphatase activity. Gene Ontology annotation, biological process: protein dephosphorylation.